Messenger RNA from Lagopus leucura (white-tailed ptarmigan), 1071 nucleotides. It is a transcript of the gene CETN3, whose product is annotated as centrin 3. The record is from RefSeq and is a predicted model, not a curated record. NCBI's taxonomy places the organism in Eukaryota, Metazoa, Chordata, Aves, Galliformes, Phasianidae. The coding region runs from base 168 to 668 and encodes 166 amino acids. Gene Ontology annotation, cellular component: myosin II complex. The transcript is spliced from 6 exons. Gene Ontology annotation, molecular function: calcium ion binding.
GCGACGAGGGCGCGGUUGGCGUUUCCACGGAGAAGGCAGCGCGGAGCGCUCCGGCCGUGGCGGUAGCAUGAGCCUGUCCGUGAGACAGUGCCUUACCCUCCCCCACUGGGUCCUUCUGCCAACGCACUCAGAUUGAAACCCAGCUCCUUCAGCUCCUCCUGAACCAGAUGCUGCAGCCACCUAGGAAUGAGCUUUCAGUAGACAAAACUAAAAAGAAGAGAAGAGAACUGACUGAGGAACAGAAACAAGAAAUUAAAGAUGCCUUUGAAUUGUUUGAUACAGACAAAGAUAGAGCAAUAAAUUACCAUGAGUUGAAGGUGGCAAUGAGAGCCUUGGGUUUUGAUGUGAAAAAAGCUGAUGUACUGAAAAUACUGAAAGAUUAUGAUCGAGAAGCCACAGGCAAGAUCACCUUUGAAGAUUUUAAUGAAGUUGUGACAGACUGGAUAUUGGACAGAGAUCCACAAGAAGAAAUACUCAAGGCAUUCAGAUUGUUUGAUGAUGAUGACUCUGGUAAAAUAAGCCUGAGAAACCUGCGUCGGGUUGCUAGAGAACUGGGUGAAAACAUGUCUGAUGAAGAACUGCGGGCUAUGAUUGAAGAAUUUGAUAAGGAUGGAGAUGGAGAAAUCAAUCUAGAGGAGUUCAUUGCUAUUAUGACUGGAGAUAUUUAACAUUGGAAGAGAAGAAAUGUAUUUAUCACAAAAGGGAAACAUCGUUGGCAUCUGCCAGUAGAGUAUUUUGUAGUUUGUUUCUGUUGAUGGAGUCCAGUAGAAAAUUACUUUCCUCAGAGGUCCAGAAUAAACACAAGUUUUAUGUACUGUUGCUUCGGAACUUUAUGUCAUUAAAUCUCAUCACUAGAAUAAGUGGUCAUGUUGGUACAGGUAAUACUACAUUUCAGAGUAUUUUAGAGCUCAUUUGUAUAAUAGCUUUGUAUAAUAUUUCUAAAUUAAAUCCUAUUAUAAGAACAUUUUGAAGUUGGCUUUAUGUUAGCACUAACUGCGGCCUUAGUUUUGAUACAUGAAGUUUUACAGAUUUCCAUUUUAAUAAAUUGCUCUUUGCUAUUGCUACUGAAAA